This is a messenger RNA of Argentina anserina (silverweed cinquefoil), 2058 nucleotides long. RefSeq names its product cysteine-rich receptor-like protein kinase 44. Gene Ontology annotation, molecular function: protein serine/threonine kinase activity; ATP binding. The transcript has 7 exons. Gene Ontology annotation, cellular component: plasma membrane. The coding region runs from base 44 to 1819 and encodes 591 amino acids. The record is from RefSeq and is a predicted model, not a curated record. Gene Ontology annotation, biological process: protein phosphorylation; recognition of pollen. Lineage: Eukaryota; Viridiplantae; Streptophyta; Magnoliopsida; Rosales; Rosaceae.
UUUCAGAUAGUAUGCAUAAUUUUACUUGCUUGUCCGGAAAACAAUGGCCCCUGGUCUUUCUUUCACCUUCCUUCUGAUACACUUGUCUUCUUCUUUCUUCAGAAGUUCAACUGCAGCAGCAGCUGGUAGCUUCUUGGUUUACAAAAAUGGCAGCUUUGAGAUUGGUUCUUUCAGUUCCCAAGAUACUGUUUCUCAUAAGAGUCUUCUAGCAUCAACUCCUCAGGGAGAUAUAUGUGACAGUGAAGGUAGAUGUGGCCCCAAUGGACUGUGUGCCAUUAGUGACUCGCCAGUUUGCAGCUGCUUAAAGGGAUACAAGCCCAAAGAAGAAGAGAACUGGAGCUUUGGGAAAAACUCGGAUGGUUGUGUGCGUGUUACUCCAUUGAUGUGCCCAAAAAAGGAUGAUGGGUUUGUAAAAUAUGACGGGGUCAAAGUACCGGCGAGCACAAACUCUAGGGUGAACCGGAGUAUGAGUCUCGACGAAUGCAAGGAGAAAUGCUUUAACAACUGUUCUUGUAUGGCUUAUGCAAGCUCUGAUGUCAAUGUCUGCAUCAUCUGGUUUGGUGAUCUUCUGAACAUUAGGAAACUUGCAAAUGGAGGGGAGAAUCUUUAUGUUCGAAUGCCUGCUUCGGAGUUAAACAACGAAGGCACGGAUCAUCGAUCUAAGUUCAAGGUUAUUAUAGCGACAGUUGCAUCUGGUGUUUGCCUUGUUUUAGUGCUCUUAGCCUUCUAUUGCAUUAGAAGAAAGGGGAGAAAACAGAAAGUAGAAAUGGGAAUCAUGGGUCAGAAGAAUGAUGAACAGAAUGAGGACCUAGAGCUACCACUAUAUAGUUUGUCCACAAUUAUGAAUGCCACUGAUAGCUUUUCGUCAAACAAGAAGCUCGGGGAAGGUGGUUUUGGACCAGUAUACAAGGGUAUAUUAAAAGAUGGCCAAGAGAUUGCAGUGAAGAGGCUCUCACAAACUUCCGGCCAAGGUGCUGCGGAGUUCAAAAAUGAAGUGAUACUCAUAGCAAAACUUCAGCACAGAAAUCUUGUAAAGCUCCUUGGUUGUUGCAUUGAGGGGGAAGAGAAAUUGCUGGUUUAUGAAUAUAUGUCCAACAGAAGCUUGGACUUCUACAUUUUUGAUCAAACCCAAGAUAGGCUGUUGGAUUGGUCUCAGCGAUUCCAAAUUUUUGAAGGUGUCGCAAGGGGUCUUCUCUAUUUGCAUCAGGAUUCCAGGCUGAGGAUUAUUCAUAGAGAUCUUAAAGCAAGCAAUGUGUUACUUGAUGAUGAGAUGAAACCAAAAAUCUCAGACUUUGGCAUGGCUAGGCUUUUUGGAGGAGAUGAGACUGAAGGAGUAACAAACAGAAUUGUUGGAACCUACGGUUACAUGGCACCGGAAUAUGCCAUUGACGGGCAGUUCUCUGUGAAAUCCGAUGUUUUCAGCUUUGGGAUUUUAUUGCUCGAGACAGUAACUGGAAAGAGAAGUAGAGGGUUUCAUAAUCCGAAAGACAACCUUAAUCUAGUUGGACACGUGUGGAGGAUGUGGAAAGAAGGAAGGUCCUUAGAGGCGAUUGACGAAUGCUUAAGGGAAUCAUGCAAUCUCUCAGAAGCAUUGCAUUGCAUACAUAUUGGUCUUUUAUGUGCUCAAGAGCUUCCUGAAGAUAGGCCAAUGAUGGCGUCGGUGAUUCUGAUGCUAGGUGGUGAGACUGCCUUGCCUCAACCUAAACGGCCAGGUCUAUAUGUCGGAAAAUAUUCAUCAUCUGAAGCAGAUUCAUCUUCAAGUAAGAAUCAAACAUUCUCGAGUACUAAUGAAUGUUCAAUAACCAUUGAAGCUCGAUAAUACUCAAGAUUCUCAAGUAGCAUCUAGCUUGUAAGUAGUGUUCAUCUGCGCGGACUAAGAAAGAGUACCUUCAAAGAUUAAAGAUCUCAGAAUGACCAACACUGUCUUUCCGCAUCCACUGAAAAUUAUGAUGGUACUGUAUAUUCAUAAGUCAUAACACAAGGAAAUACUAUGAUGUUCACAUCAAUCACAGGGCCAAGUUUUGCCUGUUAUUAUCAGGAGUGACUUUAUCAGAAGUC